GAGCCAGGGACAGGGCGGCCACCGGCGCGUGGAGCGAGUGCAGGGACAAAAACCCGGCGACGGGGCCCAGGCAGCUUCCAGAUCGCGACCUGUGUGCGCGCUCCCUCCCGGGGCCCUACGGGACCCCCCACAACCCGCUCCCCAACGCACGCUCACACCCCAGCACCCCCGCCUUGUUACGCGAUGUUUCCAAGGCUGCGAACCGCUCUCCGUUCCCCCUCCGGCUUCGGUCACUUCCUUCCUGGACGCAGUUUUCUGGACGAGUCGGCUCACUUUUAACCCGGCCGGCCUCCGAGAGCCACUUUCUCCUCCCUCCUCUUCCUCCACCUCCUCCUCCUCCUCCAGGAGCGGCCUCCGCGUGCGCGCGCGCCGGUGUGGGUGCGCGCCCCCUCCCCGAGCGCGCCGCCCCCUGCGCGCCCCCGCCAGCGCGCUCACGCGCACACCUCGUCCCCAGCCCUCGGCUCUCUCUGCUCGCAGUCACAGUCGCUGGAGCACCCGCGUGCACCCGGACAUCUUCGGGCUGCUAUUGGAUUGACUCUGAGGGUUCUGGCUGUGUGGGUCGCCGGCACGGCGUGUUGGAAUCAGGUGGAGCAGCGCUUCCAGGCUGGACGAAGUAAAGAUCACUGUUCUUUUUUUUAAUCCCCCCCCCCCUUUCUUAAGAAAGGAAAAUAUCCCAAGGACUAAUCUGAUCGGGGCUUCCUUCAUGAACGAAUGCAGGAACUUGGGAACUGAGCUGUGCAAGUGCUGAAGAAGGCCAUUUGCUGCAAGGAAACAGGAAAGAGAAAGCAAAGGAAGGAAAAAAUACAUAAUUUCAGGGACGAGAGAGAGAAGAAAAACGGGGACUAUGGGGAGAAAAAAGAUCCAGAUUACGAGGAUUAUGGAUGAACGUAACAGACAGGUAACAUUCACCAAGAGGAAGUUUGGGCUGAUGAAGAAGGCAUACGAGCUGAGCGUGCUCUGCGACUGCGAGAUUGCACUCAUCAUCUUCAACAGCACCAACAAGCUGUUCCAGUACGCCAGCACGGACAUGGACAAGGUGUUGCUCAAGUACACGGAGUACAAUGAGCCGCAUGAGAGUCGGACAAACUCAGACAUCGUGGAGACGUUGAGAAAGAAGGGCCUUAAUGGCUGUGACAGCCCAGAUCCCGAUGCGGAUGACUCAGUCGGGCACAGCCCUGAGUCUGAGGACAAGUACAGAAAAAUUAAUGAAGAUAUUGACCUAAUGAUCAGCAGGCAAAGAUUGUGUGCCUUGAACAAGAAAGAAAGCAAAGGCUGUGAAAGCCCCAACCCUGACUCCUCUUAUGCACUCACCCCACGCACUGAAGAAAAAUACAAAAAAAUUAAUGAAGAAUUUGAUAAUAUGAUCAAGAGUCAUAAAAUUCCCGCUGUUCCACCCCCCAACUUUGAGAUGCCAGUCUCCAUCCCAGUGUCCAGCCACAACAGCUUGGUGUAUAGCAACCCAGUCAGCUCCCUGGGAAACCCCAACCUCUUGCCACUGGCCCACCCUUCUCUGCAGAGGAAUAGCAUGUCUCCUGGCGUAACACAUCGGCCUCCGAGUGCAGGUAACGCAGGUGGUCUGAUGGGUGGAGACCUCACCUCCGGUGCAGGCACCAGUGCAGGGAACGGAUACGGCAAUCCCCGGAACUCACCAGGUCUGCUGGUCUCACCUGGCAACUUGAACAAGAAUAUGCAAGCGAAAUCGCCUCCCCCCAUGAAUCUAGGAAUGAAUAAUCGUAAACCAGAUCUCCGAGUUCUUAUUCCACCGGGCAGCAAGAGUGCAAUGCCAUCAGUGAAUCAGAGGAUAAAUAACUCCCAGUCGGCUCAGUCGUUGGCUACCCCGGUGGUUUCCGUGGCAACCCCUACUUUACCAGGACAAGGAAUGGGAGGAUACCCAUCAGCCAUUUCUACAACCUAUGGUACCGAGUAUUCUCUGAGCAGUGCAGACCUGUCAUCUCUGUCUGGUUUUAACACCGCCAGCGCUCUCCACCUCGGCUCAGUCACCGGCUGGCAACAGCAGCAUCUACAUAACAUGCCACCGUCUGCCCUCAGCCAGUUGGGAGCUUGCACUAGCACUCAUUUAUCUCAGAGUUCAAAUCUCUCCCUGCCUUCUACUCAAAGCCUCAACAUCAAGUCAGAACCUGUUUCUCCUCCUAGAGACCGUACCACCACCCCUUCGAGAUACCCACCACACACGCGCCACGACGCGGGGAGGUCUCCUGUUGACAGCUUGAGCAGCUGCAGCAGCUCGUACGACGGCAGCGACCGGGAGGAUCAUCGCAACGAAUUCCACUCCCCCAUUGGACUCACCAGACCUUCGCCGGACGAAAGGGAAAGUCCCUCCGUCAAACGCAUGCGACUCUCUGAAGGAUGGGCGACAUGAUCACAUAUUACUUACUAGUUUUUUUUUUUUCUUGCAGUGUGUGUGUGUGCUAUACCUUAAUGGGGAGGGGGGGUCGAUAUGCAUUAUAUGUGCCGUGUGUGGAAAAAAAAAAAAGUCAGGUACUCUGUUUUGUAAAAGUACUUUUAAAUUGCCUCAGUGAUACAGUAUAAAGAUAAACAGAAAUGCUGAGAUAAGCUUAGCACUUGAGUUGUACAACAAAACACUUGUACAAAAUAGAUUUUAAGGCUAACUUCUUUUCACUGUUGUGCUCCUUUGCAAAAUGUAUGUUACAAUAGAUAGUGUCAUGUUGCAGGUUCAACGUUAUUUACAUGUAAAUAGAAAAAAGGAAACAUUUGCCAAAAGCGGCAGAUCUUUACUGAAAAAGAGAGCAGCUGUAUGCAACAUAUAGAAAAAAAUUAAAUAAAAUGUAUUAAAGUUUGGACAGACCCAGCAGUGGGUGGCCAUUCGUAAAAAUUAGGAAUAUGCCUGGUCACCCAACAUUCGAGCGUGCUCGCAAACCUGCAGUAUGGCACUCAUUGAAAAGGAUCAAAGACCAUUAAAAAGAGGACCAUACCUAUCUUUAAAAAAAAAAAAAAGCAAAAAACAACAAAAAAAAUACAAAACAUGUGGAGUUUGAGGGCUGACGUAUUUAAUUAAAUAAAGAAAUCUGGGUCUGCAUCUCUUAUUAAAUAAAAAUAUAAAAAUAUGUACAUUACAUUUUGCUUAUUUUCAUAUAAAAGGUAAGACAGAGUUUGCAAAGCAUUUGUGGCUUUUUGUAGUUUACUUAAGCCAAAAUGUGUUUUUGCCCCCUCGAUAGCUUCGCUAAUAUUUUAAAAACAGUCCUGUAAAAAAACCAAAAAGGACUUUUUGUAUAGAAAGCACUGCCCUAAGCCAUGAAGAACUCAUGCUUUGCUAACCAAGAUUACUGUUUUCUCUUUGUAGAAGUUUUGUUUUUGAAAUGUGUAUUUCUAAUUAUAUAAAAUAUUAAGAAUCUUUUAAAAAAUCUGUGAAAUUAACAUGCUUGUGUAUAGCUUUCUAAUAUAUAUAAUAUUAUGGUCAUAGCAGAAGUUUUGUUAUCUUAAUAGCAGGGAGGGGAGUAUAUCUGUGCGGUUGCACAUUUGAGUAACUAUUUUCUUUCUGCUUUCUUUUACUCUGCAUACAUUUUAUAAGUUCAAGGUCAGCUGUCAAUAAAA
Ochotona princeps (American pika) is the source of this 3573-nucleotide messenger RNA. RefSeq names its product myocyte enhancer factor 2C (gene MEF2C). The transcript is spliced from 11 exons. Gene Ontology annotation, molecular function: histone deacetylase binding; protein dimerization activity; RNA polymerase II cis-regulatory region sequence-specific DNA binding. NCBI's taxonomy places the organism in Eukaryota, Metazoa, Chordata, Mammalia, Lagomorpha, Ochotonidae. The record is from RefSeq and is a predicted model, not a curated record. Bases 845 to 2380 code for a protein of 511 amino acids. Gene Ontology annotation, biological process: positive regulation of transcription by RNA polymerase II; heart development; cell differentiation.